AUGGACAUGAACGGAGACCAAGAAAUUAAUGAAUCAAACCCACAACAAAAUAAUGAAUCAAACCCACAACAAAAUAAUGAACCAACCAACCCCGCAACAAAGAGUCAAAAAGAUAAACAAGGCGAUAAGUACACAAUUAUGUUGCUGAAAGAAAGAUGGGAGGAAAUUGAAAUACUUUUAAAAAGAAGAAAUACUUUAAAUUUAAUAAAUUUCGUAGUGUCAUCAUUUGUUAUUUUGUUUGGAAUAGCAUUGCUUUAUAUUUUUUGGAAAAAAAAUAUCAGUGAAACGGUUCAUAUUAUAACAUCAAGUGUUCUUGCUAGUAGUGGAGUUUUGGCUCUUUUAAAUAUUCUUGGCCAAGAGUGGAAACGAAAUAAGGAUACUGUUACUUCGUUGGUUGGAGUUGCUAAAAAGAUUCCACUUCCAUCUGAAAAAGUAUUCAUGCCUGCGUUGUUACAAAUACCUGAUGAACUCAUAAAUGAAGAGCUAGUUAGCAGGUGCAAAGAUUAUUUAAAGUUUUUAGAUCGUAUCAAAUAUCUUAUUAACGCUGAAAAGAGAAAUGGUGUAGUAGUAAUUGCUAUAUUAUCUUUAUACGUUAUUAUUACUUCUGUUAUCUCGAUUUUAAUUAAUAGUAAUAUUAUAAUCCUAUAUAUUAAUUCUGUACAUAUUGAUUUUAUAUUAGCUAUAAGUAUUAUCAUUAUUGGUUGCUUAUGGUUAUAUAAUGUAACAUUAUCUUUCUUUGAACGAACAGUUGAGAAAAUGUUGAAUUAUACUAUAGAACCUCCUACAUCCCCUGAUCACAUAAAACUUUUUAACUCUUCUGAUCACAUAAAGAUGAUUAUUUAUACUAUGAAAUUUAUAUUUUUAAAACCUACAAUAGAAGUAGUUAUAACAAUUUUGACAUAUUAUUACAUUUUUUCGAAAAGAUUAUAUUUAAUUGAUGAUAAGAAAUUUUCUCUAGAUGAUUAUGGUAAAGUAAGUUUCUUUGGAAAUGAUGAUAUUGUGAAUGAAUAUAAAGUAAGAAUUUAUGGAAAUAAGAAAAGUAGAAGGAAUAAAUACAGAACAAUAGAAUUAAUAAGAAGUGGAAUAAGAGAAUUUAAAAACCGUCUUAAUUUUUAUUCCUAUAUUCUUAUAGUUUAUUUAUUUUUACUUUACGUGCCUUAUACAUCUGCAACCUUUUUGGUUUAUAUAAUCACUAAGUUUCUCCCGAAUGAAGGAACUAAUACAAGCACGAGCUCUUAUGACAACCUUCAUCUCGGAGAGGAUAAAGAAAAGAAUCUGGCCGAAAUACUUGAAUUUGGUAAUCCAAUGAAUAUUGCUGAAAAAUAUGUUAUUUAUACAUUUAUACUAGGCUUUAGAAUGAAAACAGGAUUUCAAUUUAAAAUAGAAUCUACAGAAAUAACUGAAAAGCAAAGAGAAGAGAUUAGAAGCCUUUUGUGUGGAUUAGUUCAAUAUUCGUAUAUAUAG
Messenger RNA from Cetraspora pellucida, 1464 nucleotides. Lineage: Eukaryota; Fungi; Glomeromycota; Glomeromycetes; Diversisporales; Gigasporaceae. The record is from the annotation of a GenBank genome assembly.